This is a messenger RNA of Morchella sextelata, 219 nucleotides long. RefSeq lists its product as uncharacterized. The transcript is spliced from 6 exons. Bases 1 to 219 code for a protein of 72 amino acids. The record is from RefSeq and is a predicted model, not a curated record. Lineage: Eukaryota; Fungi; Ascomycota; Pezizomycetes; Pezizales; Morchellaceae.
AUGAGGGUGAGGGUGAGGGUGAGGAUGAUUACAAGAAGAAGUGGGAAUCUUUACUACGGGGACAUGCAUCACAACGCAGGAUCCGACUCAAUAAACAUGACAGGCACGAUGCCUAGGCUGGCGCAUGUUCUUCCAUACGCGACAUUCACACAUGUUCCAACCAUUUUCAGAAACCUCACGAUGAACGCCUAUAACAGAUCUAGAAAAGACGGCGGUUAA